AUGGCCAUGCAUUCACGGCCGGUCACAGCCUUCUUUGAUGCCAUUGAUGGCAGUUACUGCACACUCAAUGCAUAUGGCCAGACAGGCAACUGCCAGGAUGCGGCCUGCAUCGACCCGGUCUACCCGAAUCCCAACGGUGGCGGCCAAUCCUACCAGGGCCAGCUCAUGUGCGGCACGUUCAAGCCCACCAAUGUGAUUAGCAUCUCGUACGAAAACGCCGAGAACAGCCUGCCAGCCAACUACCUGCGACGGCAGUGCCUCGAGCUGAUGAAGCUGGGCCUGCAGGGCGUCACGGUGGUCGUGGCGGCGGGCGACAACGGCGUGGGCGGCCAUGCGGCCAACGGCGGCGACGCGCACAAGGGCUGCCUGGGCUCCCAGCACGACAUAUUCGCGCCGGUCUCGCUGGCCAGCUGCCCGUAUGCACUGUCUGUGGGCGCGACCAAGCUGCAGGCCGCCGCCGCCGCGUCGAAAGGCACCUUUGUCGAGGUUGGGCCGACGGACUUUUACACGGGCGGCGGGUUCUCCAACAUCUACCCAACGCCGGACUGGCAGCAGUCGGCCGUGGCGACGUACCUGGGCCGGGCCAAGCUGGACUUUGGCGGCUACAGCGGCGACACCGUCCAGGAGAACAGCGGCACCAACUUCAACAAGAGCGGGCGGGCGUACCCGGACGUGUCGGCCCUGGGCAGCAACUUUUACAUGGUCUACCGGGGCGGCCUGGCCAAGGGGGGCGGCACGUCGGUGGCGGCGCCGGUCUGGGCGGCGGUGCUGACGCAGGUCAACGAGGCGCGGCUGCGGGCCAACAAGACGGCCGUGGGCCACGUGCAGCCGGUGCUGUACAAGCACCCGGAGGUGUUUACGGACGUUGUGGAGGGCAGCAACCCGGGCUGCGGUACAACCGGGUUUGUCGCGACAGCCGGCUGGGACCCUGUCUCCGGUCUGGGGACGCCCAUCUUCCCCAAGCUACGAGACCUGUUUUUGAGUCUUGCAUGA
Molecule: messenger RNA, 993 nt
Organism: Sporothrix schenckii 1099-18
Lineage: Eukaryota; Fungi; Ascomycota; Sordariomycetes; Ophiostomatales; Ophiostomataceae
Exons: 1
Coding region: 1-993 (330 amino acids)
Biological process (GO): proteolysis
Molecular function (GO): tripeptidyl-peptidase activity; serine-type endopeptidase activity
Source: RefSeq, a predicted model, not a curated record